AUGUACACAUUGCAGGGUAAAGACGUAUUCGAGGCCUUCUAUAAGAAAGACCUGGCGCGGCGGUUGCUGGUACAACGCAGUGCUUCGGUUGACGCUGAACGGUCCAUGUUGACAAAGCUCAAGCAGGAGUGUGGCCCACGGUUCACCCAGAAUCUGGAGGGCAUGUUCAAGGACAUCGAUGUGUCCAAGGAUAUCAUGCAGGCGUACAACGAG
Molecule: messenger RNA, 213 nt
Organism: Sphaeroforma arctica JP610
Lineage: Eukaryota; Ichthyosporea; Ichthyophonida
Exons: 1
Biological process (GO): protein ubiquitination; ubiquitin-dependent protein catabolic process; DNA damage response
Cellular component (GO): Cul4-RING E3 ubiquitin ligase complex
Molecular function (GO): ubiquitin protein ligase binding
Source: RefSeq, a predicted model, not a curated record